GAGACGGACAGUGAGACAUGUCCUUCGGGCUGGUCCCGAUAAAGCAGAAACAUUCCAAACUGGUAAAGUUAAAACUUAAAACCACCCCACAAGCCACCUUUAUUUUUUUUUUCUGCAUUGCUUCCUUACGUGAAUUAAAAAAAAAAAAAUAACCGUCAUCAUGUAUGAUCUGUAAAUCUCCAUUCCUGGUUUCCUUGAUGUUGGACAUUGGAGCUCGAUUCAAUCAUUAAGAACAGGGUGGAGAAAUUAAGAUAAGGGAUCUCUAGAUGUUACAGAGUAACUCGUUCCUCGCGAGAUGUUUUUGGUUUAUGAGUUAGUAGAUCCUUGGUCUUGGCCUCUUGGGUGUGUUUAAAAAGAGAACCAUCUCAUGGUUGAAGUGGUUCUAUUUAUAUAUAUCCGUUUCUUGGUUUAUGCUCUUUUUGGUUUUAUUUUGUGAGACCUUGUGCGAUAGUCGGUUAUGGGGGGAGACAGGAAAUCGUUUCUUUCUGGAUUUAAUGCUUUCUCUACUGUUUUCAGAGUGACCCAAGACGUGAUUUCAAUGACUGAGUGAGACAUUGAGUUAGACAUUUGGAGGAACUUUUCAAACUUCUUUUCAACUACACUGAUUUAUCUUUGGCACAAAGUUUGUACUUUUCUUUUCUCUGCUCUAAUGAUACGGACCAGGUUCCUCGUUGCCGAAGUAUUGCUAUAUACUCCAUUUUGUAUUUGGGUUUUCUAGCUUUUAAAUUUGCAGUCUUUCUCGUCAUCUAGAUUUCUUAAUUGCAAACCUAGUUUAGAUUCUGGGCUCUUGAAAUGUUUGUGGAUUUCUGCCAUUUUGUGACUUGUGAGACAUCAUAUUCAGGAUUAGAAAGGAGGCAAAAUUAUUUUUGAGCUCUAAUCCCUGGUUCUGAAUCUGGAUAGCUACACAUUUAAGGGUACUAAGGAUGGUUGUAGAGGAAUUUCAAGUAAUUUUGGGAUCUAUAUCACUGGUUUCAUUCUGAAUAUUGUUUGUCGUCUGCAUUUUUUCGUCAACGUUCCAGUAUGGCCGAAUUUAAAGUUGCAAGAGUAGAACAAGGUCACACCAAGAUCAGAAACGUCCCUAUUGCCGUAACACCUGAAGGUUUUUGGUGCUGCCCCUCUCCCGUUGUGUUUCAGAAGACCCUCAAAACUCAAAACACCCAAACUAAGCCCAAACCCUCCCCUCAACCACCCAAAACCUCCGUUCAGAAAAAGCAAACCUCUUUACCUGAGAGAAAACCAACUCCUCCAUCAAGAUCGAGAAUUGUUUCGGAUGAUCAAAGAACUGUUAGCUCUGAUAAUGCUGUCGUUAGUCCACCUGUGGUUAUCGAGAGAGUGCCAAAGCCCAAUACCGAAAAUUUGCAGCGGAAGGUUGCAGUUGCGUUUGGUGAACCCGCAACCAGUGAUUUGAAAGUGGUUUUAUCUGGAAAGCAGGGUGUUUCUGUAACAAUGAGUGCUCACAAGGAUGUGCUUGUGGAAAAUAGCAGUUUCUUUGCUGAUAGGCUUUCUCAACAAGACUCCUCUUUGCCCUGUCUUGAAAUUGGUGACUGCGAGGAUGUGGAGAUUUAUGUGGAAACUGUGGGGUUGAUGUAUUGCAAGGAAUUGAAGCAGAUAAUAAUCAAGCAAAGCAUUUCACGAGUACUUCGUAUUCUCAAGGUUGCAGAAUUUCUUCGCUUCCGCUUGUGCAUAAAGUCAUGUUUGGAAUACUUGGAAGCUGUUCCUUGGGAUGGAGAAGAAGAGGAGAAAGUAGUUUCAUCAGUCUUACGCCUCCGCAAUGAUAGUAUCAGAGUCACCCCUGUAUUGAAAAGGGUGUCUUUGGAUAUCUGCAACCACCCUAAUGACACACUAGCACACAUAAUGGAUCUAGUUCUCAAAAGCAAUGAGGAGAGAGGUCGACGUGAGAUGAAACCCUUAGUACUGAGGCUCCUCAGGGAGAAUAACAACGUUCCCACUAAUGGUGGUUUGGCUGACAUUUGCAGUGAAAAUAUAUACAAUUCAUGCCAAAGCUGCUUAAGUUCAUUGUUGCAUCUUUUCAGGCAAGCUGCAGAACCAGGAUUUACUGAUAAAUCUAUGGAUGGGAAAGGUCCUGUAGUGAAGCAGAUAUCUCUGGAGGCUGAUAAUCUUCUCUGGUUGCUUGAAAUUUUAGCUGAUCGGCAAGCAGCUGAUGAAUUUGCAUUGAUCUGGGCCAGCCAGCAAGAGUUGGCAACCUUGCACUCAAGGCUGCCAGCUGUGUCUCGCCACCUUAUUAGCUGCAUUACAGCGAGGUUAUUUGUGGGAAUAGGAAAAGGGGAGAUCCUUCCAUCUAAGGAUACUAGACUUCUCUUGUUACAGACAUGGUUACAGCCAUUGAUUGAUGACUACAGCUGGUUGCAACAUGGUUGCAGGUCCUUUGACAGGAAGGUGGUGGAGGAAGGAAUGGGGCGGACAAUACUUACUCUCCCUCUGGAAAACCAGCAGAGUAUUUUACUUUCGUGGUUGGGAAGUUUCUUGAAAGCAGGGGACAAUUGUCCCAAUCUUCAGAGGGCCUUUGAGGUAUGGUGGAGGAGGACCUUCAUCAGGCCAUUUGUUGAAACACAGGGAAACCUAGACCAGUCAGAAAAAUCAGAAAACUCAACGACAUCAAAUAUGAAUGUUUUAUCAUAAAAAUCUGCAGGGAUGAUGGAGUUUCUGACAUAAGUUCUAAGAAAUCAUCUCAAAGUAUGAAGAGAGGACCGAAUAAAGUCUUCGAAGAUGGGAAUAGAGAAAGUAAAGGAUAUUAAAUUGUGGUUUGUAAUUCUCUUACAGAAGAGAUAUUAACAUGGAAAAUGACACAUCUGGAGGAGAACCAGAUCUUCCUCUGGUUGUUUGCUUUGUUAACUUCUCCAGAGGACUAAUAUAGAUAGGUGCUUAUUGUGUAAUUUCUUCUGGAUUGGUGCUAAGAGUAGCUAUUAUAUGCAUCUUGAUUUUGUGUUUUUUAUUGAAUCUGUGAAUUCCUUACUGCAAAUGCUUAUAUGUAAAGUCGAGUUUGCUCAGAUGAAUGCUGUAUAAGGUUUUUUUUUUGGUAUCUCACUUCCAUGGCUACUACCUUUUGCAGUGUGAA
Messenger RNA from Nelumbo nucifera (sacred lotus), 3076 nucleotides. RefSeq names its product BTB/POZ domain-containing protein At3g50780-like. Gene Ontology annotation, molecular function: protein binding. Lineage: Eukaryota; Viridiplantae; Streptophyta; Magnoliopsida; Proteales; Nelumbonaceae. The record is from RefSeq and is a predicted model, not a curated record.